Molecule: messenger RNA, 696 nt
Organism: Gongylonema pulchrum
Lineage: Eukaryota; Metazoa; Nematoda; Chromadorea; Rhabditida; Gongylonematidae
Source: the annotation of a GenBank genome assembly
AUGAAGAGAAGUACUGGGACAGAAGAUAUUGAAAAUCCAGUUGGAUUUCCAAAGUUGGAUUUUUCACAAAGCGAGUUUAACAUCGAUUUUGAAAAACCUCUUGUACAGUUGCGUUCAUAUUGGCGAUUUUUGUUACGCGGUGAAACAUCGUUGCUGGAGCUCCAUAGUUUAUUUCGGUGCUCAGCCGAUUUUGGAACGGCUGUGGAAGAAGGACAGGCGCCGAAAAUUCAAGAUUUCAAUAUGUUCAAAUAUCCCUCAUCAUUUUUGUUCAUUCACGAUACGCCUAUACGGGAAUGGAUGAAAAAGAAGCCAAAUGAAUUUGGCCCAACGCAAGUGAAGUCUUUGGCUUCUGGUACCAAGAUAAAAGAUUUGGUAUGUCGUCUCGGCUACCCGUAUGUCUAUGUUCAUCAGGGAAAAUGCGAGCAUGUUUUUUAUUUUACGGAUUUGCGAUUGAUGGAUGUGCAGGAUUAUCCGAUAGAUUUUCCGCAAAAAUUGUCCGAUACAAGCGUGGAAAAUUACUGCGUGACAUGUCAUAGACGGAUAGCCGACUGGAUUGUUGAGAGCGACAGUUUUCCGAUUUAUCCAACGCAUAUGUGCGAUGACUGCUACCGCAGCUUCCAUUUCAUCGUCAAAUAUCGCCGUGAUAUCGAUUCUAGAGCCUAUGUUUAUGUGGAUCCAUCCAAUUUGCAAUUGUGA